AUGGCUUCCUUCGCCACGAGCGAAACGUCCCUCUUAGACACAUCCUCAUUCGAAAAAAUGAUUCCGUCCAAUGGCGGCAGCCCCUUAGUCGUGAAUCAAGAUCUGCCCGAGGGUUUGCGAGCUGGCUACACAGAAAUCAAGACUCUUUGCGAAAAGAUGGAUACGCGUUUGCACAUCCACAGCUAUGCAAGAGAACUCUUCGAGGCGGUCUAUGAAUCGGAAGAGUUUGUGUCUGAGCCUCAGAAGACAGUCGUCGCUGGCUGUUUGUUUAUCGCUUACGAGGCCACCGAGGACGACCCGGUAACGAGAGAGGCAACCGGGGGGUACCGCAUCUUGCAAGAGAGCAAGAUCUCCUACCACGAGCGCUCUAUCUUAGCGCCAGCCGCAGAUCUGGACGUACUAAGGAUUUUUGCAGCCCUCGAGGAAUUCUUGCCCAAAGCAUCCGUCGGGGAUGCCGAUGAGGUGAUGGAACCAGCUGUUGUCAACGAAGCUAAGGGGUAUAACGCCGCCCUAGUAGAGAACGAGAACCCAGAUGACGCAGACUCCAGUGUUGGUGACUCAACCAAAUUCUUUCGAGCGGCCUACAAAAGAAUCGAGACCCUUUGCGAAUGCCUACCUAUACCCUCUCAAAUCCUGUGCAAUGUUACGGCUCGUAUCAAGUCCCUUUACAAGAAUGUUCACCUUUCAGGAGGGUUUGAGCAGGAUGAACAAGCAGCAGUCGUGGCAGGAUGUUUCUACCUCGCGUUCCGCCAGCUAGGAGUACCUCGCACCUUUCGGGAAGUCUGGAUCGUAACCCGCGUUCCUAUCGUGGACCUCGAGGCGGUGGUGAAGGAUCUUGAGGAAUUUUUUGCUGAAGAGGCUAGGCUCGAGAUACAGUCGGAGGAAGAGGCGGAAUAUCUGUCCGAUGAGCCAGACACUGUCUCCUCUUCAUAUAGGGCCCACUCGAGUGACGAUAGCGAGGCGGAGGGACCAGCUGAUGAGGGUAGAGAGAGGCUGGGUCCGCGCUGGACCUAG
Molecule: messenger RNA, 1014 nt
Organism: Letharia columbiana
Lineage: Eukaryota; Fungi; Ascomycota; Lecanoromycetes; Lecanorales; Parmeliaceae
Exons: 1
Coding region: 1-1014 (337 amino acids)
Biological process (GO): transcription initiation at RNA polymerase II promoter; transcription preinitiation complex assembly
Cellular component (GO): nucleus; transcription preinitiation complex
Molecular function (GO): RNA polymerase II general transcription initiation factor activity; TBP-class protein binding
Source: RefSeq, a predicted model, not a curated record